CAAUAUGGCGGCAGCCGACACCACCGAGUGCGGGCGCUCCAUGUGGACACACGCAGGUUAUGUUUACUUCAUCUUUGUUUAUUAAAAAGGAAUAACGGUUCUUUGACCUUCGUAAACCUAAAAGAGCAUCUUAUCAUGGAUUCGUCAAAUCUCUACUCCAAGAGUUUAGAAAAGUCAUUGCUUCUUUUAUCAGGAAAUGAAUUAUUUGGUGAAAAUGGCAACGCUAACCAUCUUCUGUCGAAUGGCAACCUCUCAAAGGUUUUAAAUUCACCUUUCACCACCGAAUUAUUUGCCAAUUUCCCACAAUUUUAUGAUAAUAAGGACAUUGAAAGCAGUUUGAAGAAAGCCAUCAGCUGCUGGUUGGAAGCAAACACCUCAAUCGAGUGUCAGUUUCAAAUACUUGUCAUUGGCAUAUCUGCUCUUCUUAAAUUCAUUGAAGACAACUGGACUGGCCCUGCUGUUGAUGAGAGUUUGCAGUGGUUACAGACGCACAUAAAAUAUUUAGAGUUAGACGAAGACUUCAGUAAUCAAAUCAUAUCAAAUUUAGUUCUUGAUGGAGAAUCUCUAGUGAGUGUCACCAGACACCCUGAAUUGCUGGUGCUGGCACGGGCAGCUCUUCUCACUGAACUUCCAAAUUUAGAGAGUUCUUUGUGGUGGUGGAGAUUUCGAUGCUUGUUCAUUCAUCAGCAAAUUUUGGAAGAGAAAUCACCUGUGCUUCAUGAUGAACUGUAUGUUUUAAAAGAAAAACUACAGCAGUGUGAAGAUUUGAGAAAGGAGAAAGAAUUAAAUGUAUUAUUACAUUUAGAGUUAACUCAGAUGCAUUUGUUCUAUCAUGAAGUUCAACCCUCUGAGCAGGUUCUGUCAAUUGCCCUUGUGUCUGCGGGCCUCAAUAUCAACCUUACUGGUGCACUUGGGAAAAGAACAAGAUUCCAACAACGUGAUCUUGCCCAACUCAUGCUAGAUGUUCAGUCUUCUGAACUGAAAACAACGACUCCUAAGCUUCCUCUAGAAGAUUUGCCUAAAGACUUAAAACUUGAUGAUGAAGUUCGAUUAGAUAAAAUAGCCUUUAGCAACACAGGUGAUGGAAAAUAUGGUGAUCUAACUCCUUUGCAGCAGGCCUGUGUUCUUAGUUCAUUUGUCCAAACUCAAAAAUGCCAGCCAAAAGACAAACUGGCUGAUGAGGAACUUCUUGCCUAUUUAACGUGCCUGUUGAGCCAACCUCAAGUGUGGAGUUUUCAGCUCACAUGCCUCAUGUUUCGUUCAAAGAUCGAAUCUAAUCAUUCCCGCACAGUGGAACGCUCUAUGACUCAAGCCCAGGUGCUUGUAGAUGCUGUUAAUGCCAACACUCCUGGCCCUUGGCAGCGUCUAUUUAUGAUUUUCUGUUCUUAUAUGAAGCCUUGGUGGUGUUUAGAAGAGGAGCUAGCCAAUUUGCUAAUCUCCCUUGGUUGCAUUAACAGUGCACUUGACAUCUACUUGCGUUUGCAUUGUUGGGAACAAGUAAUUGCAUGUUACAAUCAUCUGAAAUUAAGACAUAAGGCUGAAGAAAUUAUCAGACAAGAGCUAGAUAAAAAAGAGACCGUGAAACUAUGGUGCUUAUUAGGUGAUGCAACUGAUAAUGUUGAGUACUAUGAAAAGGCGUGGAAUCUUAGCAACCAGAGAAGUGCCAGAGCUCAGAGGCACUGGGGGCUUUAUUUCUUCCACAGAAAGCAGUAUGAAAAUGCAAUCCCUCAUCUCAAAGAAUCUUUGGCUCACAAUUCACUGCAAACAACACUUUGGUUCCAACUCGGGUAUGCUUCCCUUCAACAUGAAGAUUGGACUACGGCUGCAACAGCAUAUCGUCGUUGCUGUUUCUUAGAUCCUGAAAACUUUGAAGCCUGGAACAAUUUAUCCAAAGCAUAUGUGAAACUUGGGCAGAAAAAUAGGGCAUGGAAAGCUCUUCAAGAAGCAUUAAAAUGGGAUUUUGAAAACUGGCGGGUGUGGGAGAACUUUUUGUUAGUUAGUUUGGAUUGUGCUGUGAUGGAUGAAGUUAUUCGAGCUUAUCAUCGCAUCUUAGAUCUUAAACAAAAGCAUGCGGAUGUUGAAGUUUUAGAGAUUUUAGGAAGAGCCAUUAUUGAUAAUUUGCCAGACUGUGAUGGGGAACCCUGUGGAAGACUUCUAGAUAAAUCAUUGACUCUUUUUGGGAGAAUCACAGCUCAGGUGACAAACAACUGGAAAGUGUGGCAAAUUUAUUCUAGAUUAACAUGUGCUAUGCCAAAUGCUACUCCUGAGUCGGAGUUUAGAGGUGUACAACACCUUCAGAAAGCACACCGCAGUGCAAUUGCUGAUGCCGCUUGGGUCAAUGAUAAUGAGAAUUGCCUUCGAAUCAUUGAACUCAGUGAUGAACUAGCAAAUGUGUCUAUGGCUUAUGCUGGUAAAAAUUCCGAUAACAAACAGGCUAUGUCUGUUUUAUCGUCAGCAAAACUUUCUCUGAAAUCGACCUUGACAAAAAUAAAGCAACAACGUCUAGACCUUCUCACAGGGCAAGUUGAUGAAGCUCUGUUGCCUCAGUUCUUAAGUUUAGAGGCAAAAUUAGAAAAAAUUGGAAGUUUAACAGCAUAACUUGCAACUUUACUAUGAGUAAAUUUUCCUGUGAUAAAGUAAAAUAAUUAAAGGUCAACUUUAUAAACAUUGCAA
Frankliniella occidentalis (western flower thrips) is the source of this 2673-nucleotide messenger RNA. Its product is annotated as tetratricopeptide repeat protein 27. NCBI's taxonomy places the organism in Eukaryota, Metazoa, Arthropoda, Insecta, Thysanoptera, Thripidae. The record is from RefSeq and is a predicted model, not a curated record. The transcript is spliced from 17 exons. Bases 136 to 2598 code for a protein of 820 amino acids. Gene Ontology annotation, molecular function: protein binding.